CUGCUAGCUCAGCAAUGCCGUUUCCAACUCUCUCUCCUCCUCACUCGUCUUCUCUCAUCGGAUUAUUAUCCAAUCCCAAUCGCCAUUACCAUCUCAGUCCCACUCCCACCGGAAACCAUGAAGAUAAUGGUAUCAUUGAAGCGCGUCGUCGACUACGCAGUCAAAAUCCGAGUCAAACCGGACAAGAGCGGCGUGGAAACCCAGAACGUGAAGAUGUCGAUGAACCCCUUCUGCGAGAUUGCUUUGGAAGAGGCCCUCCGGAUUAAAGAGUCCGGGAUGGCAUCGGAGGUGGUGGCUGUCUCCAUGGGACUAAAACAGUGCGUGGAUACGCUCAGGACAGGGUUGGCUAUGGGCGCCGAUAGGGGAAUCCAUGUGGAGACUGAUGGCCCUCUCUACCCUUUAUCCGUUGCUAAGCUUCUGAGAGCUCUCGUGAAGGUUGAGAAGCCUGGACUUCUUAUCCUGGGCAAACAGGCUAUCGACGAUGAUUGCAAUCAAACAGGGCAAAUGGUUGCAGGGCUUCUGAACUGGCCUCAAGGGACCUUUGCUUCAAAGGUUGUGCUGGAUAAGGAGAAGCAGGUAGUAACAGUAGACAGAGAGGUAGAUGGUGGUCUCGAGACUCUGUGUCUAGAUUUGCCAGCAGUGAUCACCACCGAUCUGAGGCUAAACCAACCGAGGUAUGCAACACUCCCGAACAUAAUGAAAGCGAAAUCAAAGGUCAUAAAGAAGUACACUCCACAGGAUCUGAAUGUGGAACUCAAAUCCGAUAUAGAGCAGGUUCAAGUCACUGAACCUCCCAAGAGAAAAGCAGGGGUUAUCGUUUCUUCCGUAGACGAGCUGAUUGACAAGCUUAAGAACGAAGCCCAUGUCAUUUAACUUUUCUUUCAGUACUUUGCUUCAAAGCCUUGUGCUGAUCAAGCCAUUUCUUCUGACUAAUGAUAACUGCAUUUUAUGGAAAUUUAAAUCUUAAUCCAAAGCUUAAUAAGUUCUUAGUCAUCAUACGACUACGACCUACUAAAUCUUUGAUAUUGUAUAUUUUUACGUUACACUAGGUUGUUCUUGGAGAUGGGGUAUUCUUAAUCCAUUGUGACCUUUCUAG
Molecule: messenger RNA, 1096 nt
Organism: Pyrus x bretschneideri (Chinese white pear)
Lineage: Eukaryota; Viridiplantae; Streptophyta; Magnoliopsida; Rosales; Rosaceae
Product: electron transfer flavoprotein subunit beta, mitochondrial
Exons: 5
Coding region: 118-873 (251 amino acids)
Cellular component (GO): cytosol
Molecular function (GO): electron transfer activity
Source: RefSeq, a predicted model, not a curated record